Molecule: messenger RNA, 4427 nt
Organism: Lytechinus variegatus (green sea urchin)
Lineage: Eukaryota; Metazoa; Echinodermata; Echinoidea; Temnopleuroida; Toxopneustidae
Product: mitochondrial import inner membrane translocase subunit Tim17-B-like
Exons: 7
Coding region: 84-584 (166 amino acids)
Biological process (GO): protein import into mitochondrial matrix
Cellular component (GO): mitochondrial inner membrane; TIM23 mitochondrial import inner membrane translocase complex
Molecular function (GO): transmembrane protein transporter activity
Source: RefSeq, a predicted model, not a curated record
CGCGUCGCGUGUCCGAUCCGUAAAGCGCGCGCACAGAAGUACCGUCGAUCGACACGCUUAUUGCGUAAUUUAUUCAUACAGAAAUGGAGGAAUACGCACGUGAACCUUGCCCAUGGCGAAUUGUAGAUGAUUGUGGAGGUGCCUUCUCUAUGGGAGUAAUUGGAGGAUCAGUUGUUCAUGCUAUUAUUGGAGCAAGGAAUGCACCUGCUGGGUACAGACACAGACUGAUUGGUAGUUUUCUUGCUGUGAAACACAAAGCACCAGUAGUUGGAGGUAACUUUGCUGUAUGGGGAGGUUUGUUCUCAACAUUUGAUUGUGCAUUGGUCCACAUAAGAAAGAAAGAAGACCCAUGGAAUUCAAUCACUAGUGGAGCUCUGACAGGUGCCGUCUUAGCUGCAAGAAAUGGGGCUGUGGCUAUGGCAGGUUCUGCAAUGAUUGGUGGGAUUCUGCUUGCCAUGAUCGAAGGUGUUGGAAUUCUCAUGACAAGAAUGUCUGCAGAGCAGUUCAGACCAGUUAACCCACAAAUGGAAGACCCAUCACAGUUGGAUCAAAAGGGUCCUUCGUUUGGAACUCAGUUUCAAUGAUGUUAAAUUAAUUAUAUCAGAAUGAAUGGACUUGUUUCUAUAUGUGUACCUGGAGUGAGUACACCUUUAUUGACCAUGGAUUGCAUCAUCAAAAUGUAUCCUGAAGGCAGCAGCUGGAUCAAGUGUUUGAAAAUCAGGGAAAAUCUGCCAUACAUUUGAAGGAAGCUGAGAUAAGACUUUGAUGUGUUGUGAUACAAUGAUUGAGUCAACAGUGGCGUCUUCUGAGCAGAGUCUAGCAAUUCUACUGGUAUAUCUGAUUGUCAAUUGUUAUAAAACUGUACUAAUUUAUCACCUGAUUUAUUGAAUGUCUAUAUGGGCCUGGAAAAUUAAUGAUGUUUAAUUCUGUGAUUAGAAAAGGCAAACAAAAGAGGUUCAUUGAAAUUUGAACCAAGAAUACAUAUAAGAUAUCAAUGGAAAGUCAUGGGUAAGAAAUAUACAGUAUAUUUGAUCCUUCUAGGUAUCAGUAAAUUCUACCUUUUCCAUUCUUACAUAAAAGCAACACACACACACCUUCAAAAAAAGAUUGAAAAAUGUGUGCUGUCCAUAUUGAUGUUUGAAUAACAAAGUUGAUGUUUGAAUAACAUGAUUAGAAGUAAUAACAAAAUCCUUUUUUUCACAUCUAGUUGACAAGGAUUUGGCGCUGUCAUGCAAUUUAAUUCUGAUUAUGUGUACAUGUACUUGACAAUUACUAAAAUCAAGAUAUAUUUUUUCUUUGAAACCUGAAUUUGAUACUGAUGAUUCACUACUCUUCCCCAAAUAUACCACUUGACAUUCAAGACUGAGAGGGCAAUCCAUGUCUUUAUAUGUAUGAAUCAAAAUAAACUACAUGCAGUGAAGAUAUAUGGUCCCUAUUCUGUAAUCAAUUUAAUAUUAGUGAAUAUGUAUUAAUAUUUUUAUACACAACAAUAAAUAUCACACAAGUGGAAAAUGAAUGAGAAAACUAUAUAUGCAGUGAUUCAUAUGGUCCAUGUUCGAAAAUUGCUGCAUUUUAGUGACGAGGUGUCUUUUGGUAUAUAUAUCAUCCACUGAUGUUUGGAUUUAAAAGCAUUUAAUAUUACUUGUAAGUUGUAUGGUUGUUUACAUUUGUGUGGGUUUUGAUGCUGCUAUUAAAUGUUUGCAUUUAGUGGUACCUAUAAUAUAUUCAAAUAAUUAUUCAUUUUUCGAGUGGAGGAGGUUUACAUGAUGCUUGUAUUUAUGGGUUCAUACAAGUGAAUCAGCUAUGGUAACUCAGUAUAAUGAGCUUUUUAAAGUACAUGUUUUUACCUCUUUAAUAUGAACCUAUUGAAAGUCCCAAAUAAUUGUCAUGGAUACAAUCCAUUCCAUUGUUAUAUGAAUUACAUUCUAUACCUGAAAUACAUCAACAGUAGUGAUAAUAGAUUAUUGGGUCUCUGAAAAACACAUACACAUUACCAUGGUAAUGAUAUGAUAACCCUUGGGUACAGUACUGUAUCUAUCAACUGACCUGAAUUACAAUGGCUUAUGAUUAUCCAAAUAAAAAUCUCAUUGUUUACAGAGGUUAAGUUAUUUUAUACUCUCCUGAAACUGGCUUAGAAGAAAGUUCAAAACCCUGAAAAAUGAGAUAUUUCAUAGCUAUUUUGUACGGGCAUUAAUUAAGAUAACUGUCUUUAUUAUAGAUGCCCAAUUUAGAAGAUUACAGCAUGUUUUCUCGUAUGCUACAUGUAGAUACAUGUACUGAAUAAAUUAGGGCUGUACUGUACAUCCUUGUGUAGGAGGUGGUGUAUUAAGAGAGUAUGUGUUUGUUAAGAAUUUCAUAAACAGGUUAGCUGUUUGGUUGUAUUCAUCCUGGUGUUUUGGGGUAGUGGUAGAUCUAGCCAGGUUGAACACAAUACCAUUUCAGGGACAAUACUCACCUAUUAACAGUGUCUUAUCCUGCUAGAUCCAUGCAAACUAAGGUUACCCAAAUUCUAUCAAAUUGGUCUGGAUCACUCUUAUGCAGUUAAUAAAAAGAUUUCAGACAGGACAUGGACACCAGUGUCUCAUUGACAGGUUUUGUAUUCAGAUCUGUUGCUGACAAGAAGCUGUCAUUUUUCUUUUACAGCUGUAACGAGGUUCCAGGCUCAUCCUGCUGUACUGUUUUGUUUUAUUUUUUUAAGAUUUAUAUUUCUCAUUGCUUCCAUGCAUUUUAAUAAUGGUAUGAAUCAUUGUAAUAAAAUUAUGUAAAUCGUCAAUUAUUAUUAUUUUAGUAUGAUGACCCCACAUGAAGAUUUGAUAUUAUAGUAUGACGUGUCGAGCCCUUAUCUAAUUAUUAGUGAAAAAAUAUGACUGGCAGAGAUGUACAAUUAUUGUGCACAAUACGAGACAUACAUGUAUAUUUAAAUGUCUAUUAAAAAGAGUUUUUAAACUUGAAUAAGUAAAUGUAUUUGCUUGCAUUUGUUGUGCUUGUAAUGAAAUAAUACUUGGGGUAAUAAAAAUGUCAAAUUAUAACUAUUUUAACCCAAUUUGAGAGAACUUUCAUAACUAGGGAAAGAAUAAAAGCACUUUCAAUGGGAUAUGCAAUGAGCCAGGUACAUUGUUAUUUCAGCGCAUGAUAUAACUUUUUUGGGCAUCCUUGAAGCCUCUAAAUCAGAAAUUACCAUGAUAGAACUAAACCCAAACUGAAUUGGUCAAUGGCAAAUUAUUUAUGAUUUCUGUUGAAAGCAGAACAGUAAGCCCAAAUCAAUUACAAACUUUUAAGUUACUGCAAGAAUUUUGAUUGAUGACAUUGUUCUAGUUGAAUUCAUUCUUCAUUUUCUCUCAUAUGAAGAUUCACCAUUUCCACUAGAUUAGUGUUUCAUGUACAAUGGAUGCUCAAAUUAAGGGUCCCUGUCAAUCUUUUCAGUUAUCUACUAAGCAAUACACUUCAUCUUUCUAUUUACUAGCCUUAUGUCAACAAGGUGAGAUAUAUCUAGCCAAGUCGACUUAUAGAAAGUAACAUGUUCACUUGACAAGAUAUGCUAUCUUGACAAGUCAGUUUACAAGUUAUAUGCCACCAUGUUGAGUAAGGUUUUCUACAAUGUACCUCGUACAACAUAAAUUUUAUAUGUUGACUUCGCAAGGUUAUGUAUCAAGUAUAUAUCAUACAACUUUAAAGUCAAUAGAUAACAUUUCAAAGCUUCUUUACUUAAGCACUAGCUGUAAAGCCUUUUUCAAAUUCUUUAUAAGCUGAUUCCACAAAAUGUUCAUGUCUGCUGAAAAAUAGAUUCCAUGGCAAAUAUACACAUGAUUAAGUAAUGAAAGAACUGAAAUGUGUUUGUGAUGAACAGUUAUUUUCCUCAGAUUUCAUGGCUGAUUGGAAAAUGUCCUCCCAAUAUAUCAGCACAUAUAAAUCACUGUUUUUUCAGUCAUUUUUUUUUAUAGAGUAGGAAACAUUAUCCUUUCAUUAUACCCCAAUGGGUCAAUCAAUGCCAGAGAAUUAAAAAUGAUAUCACAAGAAUAUAUGAUUUAAGCAAACAAUUUUUUAAUUAUGAUCAUGAUUUAAUAUCAAACUAUAAAGUAAAUUUAUAUCAUUUUUAAAUCCAAUUUAUACACAUCACUUCUAAACAAAAUCUAAACUUUAAUAAACUAGAGUUGUAUUUCUAAGUUGAACACAAUUAUACGAUUACAUUAAUGCCCCAAAAAGGAUCCGAUUUAGAUAGACUUAGUUGUCGGCAUGAAUUCAUUCAAAAUCACAAAGUAUUUCUUUACUUCUAUAAUAACAUACCGUUAAAAAUCUAUAGAGUAAUUUUCUUUCUAUACCAUUUUUAUACAAAACUAUAGCAAUGUACUCGCCCUUUCACAAUUGUGAAAGGUUGAGAAUAGUUGGAGAGGCCAUGGACCUACUAGCUAGUAGGUCCAUGGAGAGAC